AUGCUUUCUAACAUCGAUGUUGCGAGCCCAACCAAACCCAACCCAAUUACUCCGAGCAGAACUUUGCCCCCUAGAGCUGCCCGGUCCAAGGUCGAAUACAACUAUUCACCGCGCCCAAAGACUCCCAAAACUCAAUCUCCCCAAACGAAAACACCCAGAUCAAAAUCCAAGAGACAACAAAUCGCUGACAAUCGCCUUUUGGACUCUGACAUGAUUAUCGAGGAGGUUUCGACAAAGACCAGAGCUACAGCAACACGCAUAGUCAAGGCUGAUACUGUGCGAAACCGAGUACGUGAAGAGAUUGCCACUACGACGAAAGCAAAGCGUGAUGCAUUCCUCGUCCAUCACAAAGAUUACUUCUUACCACUGCUGCCCCCCAACAACUACAUAUCCAAGCUGCUCCAGGCCAACGAUUCGCAUCAGGACUACGUGCCGUACACCCCUCUGAGCAAGCAACCUACUGAUGUGGUGGCCACAAUGAAGCCAUACCAACUUACCGGCCUGUCGUUCUUGGCCAACAUGUACGAGAACGCAAUGCCAGCAAUCUUGGGUGACGAGAUGGGUCUGGGAAAGACACUGCAAACACUGUCAUUGAUCCAACACCUCGAGGAGACUCAUCCUAGCCCAGUCGGCAUCGCUAGACCCUACUUGGUUGUCUGUCCACUCAGUGUGCUGGGAUCAUGGUGCGAUGAGGCCCGGAAGUGGACCCCAAAACUCAAGGUUCUUCGCUUCCACGGCUCGACCUCUGAGCGUAACGAGGUGAAAUUAAUGGCUUCAGGAGUUACGGACAGAUACGGCAACGCUACCGGGCGCAACAAGAGCAAGCGGGGCGACGUCUCUGUGCCGACAAAUGAGGGUUCUGGAACAGUCUUCGACAUCAUGGUCACCAACUAUGAGACCUUCCAAUCAGAGAGCUCUUGGUUGAAGCAGGCAUUCGUAUGGCGUUAUUGCAUUCUGGACGAAGGACACAAGAUCAAGAACGACAAGACAAAUAUCUCGCUCGCUUUGCAAGGUCUGCAAGCUGAACAUCGCCUGUUGCUUACGGGAACUCCUUUGCAGAACGACCUACGCGAGAUGUGGGCCUUGCUUCACUGGCUGUACCCUAGUGUCUUCAUCGACAAGACCGCGGACUUGUUCAAGGAAGCGUUCGAUAUCGGCCGCGGUCAGGUUGACUCGGACUUCAUGGACCACGCCCGUCACUUGCUCGAACUCGUCAUGAUUCGAAGAAUGAAAAGCAGUCCUGGUGUCGACCUGGGACUACCUCCAAAGAGCGAGGUUCUGCUCUACAUUCCUCUGACUCCACUCCAGCGAUUCUGGUACACGAGACUAUUGACAAAAGCUGGUGGCACUCUACUGGAUGACAUAUUUGGCAAUGUCAAGCAGAAGGAACAUGAAGCAAUGAUCAAAGAGGUUGAGGAGGAUGUCAAACUCGGCCAGGUCACAGACGUAGUGGACAAUGACUUUACCAGUCAAAGUCGCGCCCUGAUUGAGCAAGCUGUAUCGAAUGAAGCGACCGGAGAAAAGGACACAUCCGCUUACAAGAAGUUGAUGAACAUUGUUAUGCAGUUGCGCAAGACGUGUGUAACACCUUAUAUGAUCAAAGGUGCCGCUCCAGAUCCAUACCACUAUGGAGAUCAUAUCAUGCAUGCCUCCGGUAAGUUCAUCGUCUUGAGCAAAAUCAUCGACGAGCUCGUCGUGAAACAAGGAAAGAAGAUCCUUAUUUUCUCGGGGUUCACCUCGGCUCUCGACUACUGCGAAGACCUGCUCGCCACAAAAGGCAGCAACCAACAUGACGCUCCCUUCCGCCAUGUGCGUUUCGAUGGCAGCACCCAACGAGCAGUCCGUAAUCUGCAAAUCAGACUAUUCAACGACAAGUCUUCAGAAUACAAGGUCAUGCUCAUCUCGACUCGCGCAGGUGGCCUUGGUCUCAAUCUCACUGCCGCAAGCGAUGUUAUUUUCCUAGACGAAGACUGGAACCCACAAGUCACACUCCAAGCAGAAGCCCGCUCUCAUCGUAUUGGACAGACCAAACCUGUUACCAUUUACAAGUUGUUGAGUUCUGGCACUGUGGAAGAGCAGAUGAUGGGCCGAAUCAGAAAGAAGCUGUAUCUCUCUGCAAAGAUCACCGAAUCCAUGCAAGAUAUUCAUUCCACCAAUCAACCACACAAGAGAAAGAGAACUGCUGGGCAAGACGAAGCUUCCACAGAUGAUGGCCCAGAACUUGGUUUCUCACAGCUAAAGAGCUUGAUUCGUCGUGGCGCCACUACGUUGAGUCAUCCGGAAGUUGAUGUGAGUGAAAUGGUGACCUGGGACCUCGAAACAAUCAUCGAGAAGUGCAAAGACAAGCCUAUCGACCCUCACGUUAACGGCGAAUCCGAAGAGACCGCCGAGAAGGAGUGGCUUGCUAAGAUGGAACGAGUCGAGACUGCUGUGCUCAAUGGUGUCAAGUACCAAAAGAGUAUCGAAAAGUCAGCCAUAGCUGCCACAGAUCUCUCUCGUGCAGACCGCCGAGUGGACAAGAACACAACAGUCAUGGUGGAUGGCUUCGCUAUCAACAAGGAGAGCAUGAACUGUGGCGAUUGGGAGGCGGUACCAACACUUGCAGGCAAAGACCCUCGACUUGCCGAACCCAAGCGCGAGAAGGCAGCUCCCAUCAAUCAUCAGGAGAUCUGUCAAUCUUGCUUCGACGGCGGCGAGAUGUACCUCUGCUCAGGCUGCCCUCGCGCCUACCACCUGGCUUGCUUGAGCAAGCAAUACCAAGCAAAAGCCACUUCCAAGAUGAACUUCCAUUGCCCUCAGCACGAUUGCCACGAUUGCGAAAAGAGCACCGGCAAUGCUGGUGGCUUGAUCUACCGUUGUCGCUGGUGCCACAAAGGAUACUGCGAGGACUGUCUUGACCCCAACUCGCAACUGCUGGGCGAGACAAUUCCAGAGUAUGCAGUGCUAGACUAUGCACCCAAGCGCAACGCCUGGUACAUCCAUUGCACCGAGUGCAAGGAAUCACAGGCGGACCCCGAAUUCGGAAAGCUGAUUGCCAGCAUAGCCGAACAGCACGACAGAGAGUAUGCGGAGCUCCUCCAAGCUCAGAACGACAACAUGACCCAGAACACUCAGCUCGGCGCUUCUGAAGUGCCACCCAGCCGUGACGAGUCCAUGACCGAUGGCAUCACACUCGAGUCAUCUGGCCAAGCCACGCCCCUCGAGUCCGCCAGACAGACCAAGCGACCUAUGGAAUACAUCAACAUCGCAGACGACGGCGAUGACAUUGUAGAUCUCACGGGAGAAGGAACCACCAAGCUCCUUCCCAUCUCCGUCGACGAGGACCUCCAGACCUCGGCAGGAGCACCCAUGUACAACAACAGCAAGUCUCGUUCCAAUCUCAAGUCAAAGAAGCGCAGAACUCAUUAG
Messenger RNA from Aureobasidium namibiae CBS 147.97, 3408 nucleotides. RefSeq lists its product as uncharacterized. Gene Ontology annotation, cellular component: nucleus. NCBI's taxonomy places the organism in Eukaryota, Fungi, Ascomycota, Dothideomycetes, Dothideales, Saccotheciaceae. The coding region runs from base 1 to 3408 and encodes 1135 amino acids. Gene Ontology annotation, molecular function: DNA binding; ATP binding; ATP-dependent chromatin remodeler activity. The record is from RefSeq and is a predicted model, not a curated record. Gene Ontology annotation, biological process: positive regulation of transcription by RNA polymerase II. The transcript has a single exon.